Messenger RNA from Drosophila mojavensis, 351 nucleotides. Its product is annotated as uridine diphosphate glucose pyrophosphatase NUDT14. The coding region runs from base 1 to 351 and encodes 116 amino acids. NCBI's taxonomy places the organism in Eukaryota, Metazoa, Arthropoda, Insecta, Diptera, Drosophilidae. Gene Ontology annotation, molecular function: UDP-sugar diphosphatase activity. The record is from RefSeq and is a predicted model, not a curated record. The transcript has a single exon. Gene Ontology annotation, biological process: nucleoside phosphate metabolic process; ribose phosphate metabolic process.
AUGACGCUGGAGUCCUGUGCAGGUAUGGUGGAUAAAGAUAAAAGCUUGGCGGAAAUAGCUAGAGAGGAGAUUUUCGAAGAAUGUGGCUAUGAUGUUCCCGUUGAAAAAUUGGAGCAUGUCUUUGAAUACCGAUCCGGCGUUGGCACUUCCAGCAGUGCCCAUAAUGUGUACUACUGUGAAGUUUGUGAUGAGGAAAAAGUAUCUGAUGGUGGCGGAAUUGAUACUGAGAUCAUUCAGGUUAUGGAGCUAUCAAUUGAUGAAGCCAAAAAUUUUGUAAAAAAGGGUACAAAAAUAAAUAGCGGUCCGGCCACAAUAGCAGGCACACUUUGGUUCUUCGCCAACAAGAUUUAA